CCUCGGGGCUGCCCAUGGGGCGCGGGGGACCAAGCCGGUGAUUCCGAUCGCCCAUGGCCGCCCCUGAGGAGCCGCUGCCGCCGGUGAUCUACACCAUGGAGAACAAGCCCAUCGUCACCUGUGCUGGAGAUCAGAAUUUAUUUACUUCUAUUUAUCCGACGCUUUCCCAGCAGCUUCCCCGAGAACCGAUGGAGUGGAGAAGGUCCUACGGCCGGGCUCCAAAGAUGAUUCACCUGGAAUCUAACUUUGUUCAGUUCAAAGAGGAGCUGCUGCCCAAAGAAGGAAACAAGGCUCUGCUCACCUUCCCUUUUCUUCAUAUUUAUUGGACAGAAUGCUGUGAUACUGAAGUAUAUAAAGCUACAGUAAAAGACGACCUCACCAAGUGGCAGAAUGUUCUGAAAGCUCAUAGCUCUGUGGACUGGUUAAUAGUGGUAGUUGAAAAUGAUGCCAAGAAAAAAAACAAAACCAACAUCCUUCCCCGAACUUCUAUUGUGGACAAAAUAAGAAAUGAUUUUUGUAAUAAACAGAGUGACAGGUGUGUGGUGCUGUCCGACCCCCUGAAGGACUCUUCUCGAACUCAGGAAUCCUGGAAUGCCUUCCUGACCAAACUCAGGACAUUGCUUCUUAUGUCUUUUACCAAAAACCUAGGCAAGUUUGAGGAUGACAUGAGAACCUUGAGGGAGAAGAGGACUGAGCCAGGCUGGAGCUUUUGUGAAUAUUUCAUGGUUCAGGAGGAACUUGCCUUUGUGUUUGAGAUGCUACAGCAGUUCGAAGACGCGCUUGUGCAGUACGAUGAGCUGGACGCCCUGUUUUCUCAGUAUGUUGUCAACUUUGGUGCUGGGGAUGGUGCCAACUGGCUGACUUUUUUCUGCCAGCCGGUGAAGAGCUGGAGCGGAUUGAUCCUUCGAAAGCCCAUAGAUAUGGAGAAGCGGGAAUUGAUACAGAGGCAAGAAGCCACCCUUUUAGAUCUGCGCAGUUACCUGUUCUCUCGCCAGUGCACCUUGCUACUCUUCCUGCAGAGGCCGUGGGAAGUGGCCCAGCGCGCCCUAGAGCUGCUUCACAGCUGUGUGCAGGAACUGAAGCUGUUAGAAGUCUCCGUCCCACCCGGCGCUCUGGACUGCUGGGUGUUUCUGAGCUGUUUGGAAGUGCUGCAGAGGAUAGAAGGUUGCUGUGACCGGGCGCAGAUAGACUCAAACAUUGCCCACACUGUGGGAUUAUGGAGCUAUGCCACAGAAAAGCUAAAGUCCUUGGGCUAUCUGUGUGGACUUGUGUCAGAAAAAGGACCUAACUCAGAAGAUCUCAAUAGGACAGUUGAUCUUUUGGCAGGUUUGGGAGCUGAGCGACCUGAAACAGCCAACACAGCUCAGAGUCCUUACAAGAAACUCAAAGAAGCUUUAUCAUCAGUGGAAGCUUUUGAAAAGCACUACUUAGAUUUGUCCCAUGCUACCAUUGAAAUGUACACAAGUAUUGGGAGGAUUCGAUCUGCUAAGUUUGUUGGAAAAGAUCUGGCAGAGUUUUACAUGAGGAAAAAGUCUCCACAAAAGGCAGAAAUCUAUCUUCAAGGAGCACUGAAAACCUACCUGGCUGAGGGCUGGGCACUGCCCAUCACACACACAAGGAAGCAGUUAGCGGAAUGUCAAAAACACCUCGGACAAACCGAGAACUACCUUCAGACCAGUAGCCUUUUAGCCAGCGACUAUCACUUAACUGAAGAGCAGCGGAAGUACUUCUGCCAGGAGGUCCUCAGCUUUGCCCACCAACAGUCAGACAGCCCAGGUCACAGAGUAGUGCUACCUAUGCAUUCCUUUGCACAACUGAGAGAUCUCCAUUUUGACCCUUCUAAUGCCGUGGUCCAUGUGGGUGGUAUUUUGUCUGUUGAGAUAACCUUGUGCAGUCAGAUGCCUGUCCCUGUGCACGUGGAGCAGAUUGCUAUCAAUGUCCACUUCAGCAUCGAGAAAAAUACCUACCGGAAGACUGCCGAGUGGCUUACCAAGCACAAGACGUCCAAUGGGAUUAUUAAGUUUCCAGUGGAGACCUCACCUUUCCCUGCAUCCCAAAACAUCUUGCCUGCACUGGAGUUGUAUGAGAUGUUUGAGAGAAGUCCUUCUGAUAAUUCCUUGAACACCACAGGGAUUAUUUGCAGAAAUGUUCACAUGCUUCUGAGAAGGCAAGAAAGCAGCUCUUCUCUAGAGGCGCCCUCAGGGGUGGCCCUGGAGGACGGGGCCCACAUGCUCAGGUGUAGCAACGUGACUCUGGAACCAGGGGCCAACAAGAUAACAUUCAGGACUCAGGCCAAGGAGCCUGGAACGUACACACUCAGGCAGCUAUGCGCCUCGGUGGGCCCCGUGCGGUUUGUCCUUCCUCACAUCUACCCCCUCGUGCAGUACGACGUGUAUUCCCAGGAGCCCCAGCUGCAUGUGGAGCCGCUGGCCGACAGCCUUUUGGCUGGUAUUCCUCAGAAGGUCAAGUUCACUGUUACCACUGGCCAUUAUACAGUAAGAAAUGGGGACAGCCUCCAGCUCAGCAAUGCGGAAGCCAUGCUCAUCCUGUGUCAGGCAGAGAACAGAGCCGUGAUCUAUUCUAACACGAGAGAAAAGUCUUCUGACGCGGCACUGCGGGUUCAGUCCUCCGACAAGGUUACGAGCAUCAGUCUGCCUCCUGCACCUGCGUACCACGUGAUUGAAUUUGAGCUGGACGUUCUCUCUUUACCUUCAGUCCCCGCAGCUGGAGGGGAGAGUGACUUGCGGGGGACACCAGAGCCUCAGAGGAAGCAUAAAGACAGACAGACAGCUGGCCACUGCAUGGUCACCACAGACCACAAAGUGUCCAUUGACUGCCCGUGGUCAAUCUACUCCACGGUCAUUGCCCUGACAUUCAGUGUGCCCUUCAGGACUACACACUCCCUGCUGUCCACCGGAACACGGAAAUAUGUUCAACUCUGUGUCCAGAAUCUGUCAGAACUUGACUUUCAGCUGUCAGACAGUAAUCUCGUAGCUACUGGGGACAGUACCGACCUACAACUGAUACCUUUGAACACGGAGUCCCAGCAGUGCAUCUGCAGCAAGCAGCCUGUGUUCUUCGUCUGGGAGCUGAGGUGGACGCAGGAGCCGCCCCCUGCUCUGCACGGCCAGUUCUCCAUUGGAUUCUCCCCGGCCUCUGAGGAGCGGCUGUCUGUCUCCUUAAAGCCAUAUACUUACGAAUUUCAAGUGGAAAAUUAUUUUACAUUGUACAACGUGAAAGCUGAGAUAUUUCCCCCCUCGGGAAUGCAGCACUGUAGGACAGGCUUGCUGUGCUCCUUGGAGGUGUCAAUCACACGGCUCUCGGACCUCUUGGAAGUGGAUAAAGAUGAGGCACUGAUGGAAUCUGACCAGUGUUUUCUGACGAAGCUUAUGUAUGAAGUUGUUGACAACAGCAGCAACUGGGCAGUGUGUGGAAAGAGCUGUGGUGCCAUCUCCAUGCCGGUGGCCGCACGGGCCACUCACAGAGUCCGCAUGGAUGUGAUGCCUCUCUUUGCGGGUCACCUCCCCCUGCCUGAUGUCAGGCUGUUCAAAUACCUCCCUCAUCAUUCUGCACACUCUUCACAACUGGAUGCUGACAGCUGGAUAGAAAACGACAGCCUGUCAGUGGACAGGCAUGGGGAUGAGCAGUCAGAUGGCGGCAGCGGCAGGAGCAGAGGCAGUGUGCACUCGGCCAGCAGCGCCGAGCACAAAGGUUUGCCUAUGCCCCGGCUCCAGGCGCUUCCCACUGGCCAGGUCUUCAACUCCAGUGCUGGCAUGCAGGUCCUGGUCCUCCCUAGCCAGGACAACCAUGUCCUGGAAGUCAGCGUCACAUGACAUCGCCUGGGGAUGACGGAUGCCACACACAGCCUGGAUUUGAGUGCACUUUAAGGGACUGUGACUGAGUUGUUCUCCAUUCUGGCGGCAGCCAGACUCUCGGUGAUCCCGCAUGGCCGUGGAGGCAUCAGAGAUGUCAUUGUACAGCAGCUGAGUUAACUCGUUAUUUUCAUGUUGUCUGUGAUAAAAGAUUACUUAUUCCCCGUCCCCGUGCUGACAUCCUGCAGGGUUUCCUCGGAGCCGCAGCUUCCCUUGCUUCCUCGCGCACUGCUCGUGAAAGACUUAUCUGUGGGCUCCACUGAGCAGCUGCUGUCUGCCGGCUCUGUGUGGAAGCCCACCAUCUUUCAGGGAGCCACUCAGUAGGCCUUGCCGUUGUUGUGACACGUGUGUGCCCUUCUGGUCACACAACUGCUCAGUUUCUGGACCAGGGUGGAUUUGUGAGUCUACUGAGGAGUAAAACACAAUCCUUUAGCCCACAUCAUCUAGUCGAGCUUUUCUAGAAUAACACCUUUUAGGGCAGGUGGGUGGGGUGAGAAGUGGGGAGGGGAGGGAACAUAAACCCUUCUGUGCCCUGGGACACCAGAGCUGGGCAGUCCUGGAGGGCCAUCAGCUGGGCCAUGCUAAAGGUACGUGAGAAAGACUAGCCCAGGGCAUGAGGGGCAACUUGGCAUUGAGGCAGUUUAGGAGUAAUGGUUUCUGAAACCCUGUUUUCACCCAUGAUGUUGAUUGAAUAUCAUAUGCACUUGGAAUUAUAUUUAAUUUAAUUAUCAUUAUAUAUGUGGGGGUUAAAUGUUAUUGGUUUUCUCACCUUUAAACUUAGUCUUUACAUGUAAUUGUAGCUGUAUAAUCUUUUUUUUUUUUUUUUUUUUGCACUUUAAGUCUUAGCAAUUAAGAUGUUCCAUUUAAAAUGAUGACAAGAGGGUCCUCGCUGUGUAUUUCUAGUCUGGUUGUGGGGAAGGACUCAAGUCCUGGAGUAACCUCUGCUGGUCCACUCAAGUGUAGUCAUAUCAUACUGAUGGAUUAAUUUGCUUUCAGUUGUAAAUUUAAUUGUACAUAUGUGGUUGAUUUAUUAUUUUUAAAAGUACAGACUAACUGAUGAAAUGUUUAAGUUGCACCAAAAAUCAAGGACAAAAUAAAUGUAUGUUUGUUUUUACUGGUGUGAAAGUCACAGCUUGUAAAUAAGUGUUGUAUUAAACCUUUUCCAGCUCUACAAAGCGAUGUAUUUUUGUAUAUAUGGAAUAGAGUACUCUUAAUUCACUGGGAAAGUGUGCUUGGGCUGGAACUUUACAAGAUUAAUGUAAGCGGCUGAAGUUGUUUCCUACAGAGGGUGCAGUCUCACAUGAAUAACUCGGAUGUGUGCUGCAAAAAGAAGGUGUGCUAACGCAGCUGCAGCCGGUCCCUGCUGGCACUGUGCUCAGGAGAGGCGGGUGUGGUGUGGGGGAUCAGGAGAUCAAAUAAUACAACAGAGCAGUCAUUUUCAGUAUUGUACAUGGUGUCUUUAACUCAUCCAGUAAAUAAAGGUGGUGUGAUACCCCCAUGUCUUUUUCACUUGUAGAAAUUGGAGAAAUGUGUAAAUCAGAUAGUAUAUAUUUGUGUUUAAUUAAACUUUUCAGAAAUUAA
This is a messenger RNA of Galeopterus variegatus (Sunda flying lemur), 5453 nucleotides long. RefSeq names its product trafficking protein particle complex 10 (gene TRAPPC10). Gene Ontology annotation, cellular component: TRAPPII protein complex. Bases 54 to 3833 code for a protein of 1259 amino acids. The transcript is spliced from 23 exons. Gene Ontology annotation, biological process: early endosome to Golgi transport; intra-Golgi vesicle-mediated transport. Lineage: Eukaryota; Metazoa; Chordata; Mammalia; Dermoptera; Cynocephalidae. The record is from RefSeq and is a predicted model, not a curated record.